UUUGUCCAACAGCUGACGCUCAUACGAACACCGACAGGAGAAUGUAGAAAAUGCGAUCGCGAUUAAUCUGCGGAGGGAUUCGAAUUGAAGGAACUGUGAUUAAAAACGAUUUAUACAUCUCAUUUCACUUUAGUGAAGAAAGUGUAUGUUGUACUUAACAGCCGAGGAUCUUAAAAGUAGUGAGGUGGACAGUUGUUUUGAAAUUUAAACUAAAUGUUUUCAUGAACGUAACAUAACUAAGAAAAUGCAGGAUAUAGUGUUAAGAAAUUAUUCGUCAGUGUCACCAGAACGAUGCCAGUUAUCGUUCGACAACCAGACUAAAGUCGUGUGAACCAUGAAGAACAACCUGGCGCCUGAUUUCACGACGGACAACGAGAUAUACAAAGACGUAGUCAUUGUAGGAAAUGGCCCAUCGGCUAUGGCACUUUCGUUUCUACUGUCAGGAAACUUACCAUAUUACACUGGUGGAGAGCAUCCAGAUGAAAUGUUAACUGCUCGGCUGAGGGUUACGUCACUUGAUGUGACAUUGUUGGAUCAAGAUUUGGAAUUCCUGUCUCAGGGACUAGAGGGACGGUCACAAAACCCUGUUGCAGUGUUGAUGGAUAGCCUGGCUCGACCAGGAGCUGACAUUGGCUUGGAGAUUGAUCCUUUGGUACAAUACAGACGUGCACCAACAGGACGGCAGUUACCCUCUUACAUUGCACUGGGACGUGGGCCUCCAGGUGGUGUAUGGCGACGCGUUGAUGGACAAGUGCUAGCACUGUCUCCAGCUUCUUGGAUGUCAUUGCCAGGUGUUCCCCUGGAAGGGAGUGGGCGUCCUCCUGCAGGAAGGGUUGCACAGUAUCUUGCUGCAUAUCCUUCUAUAACAGGAAUCAGUGACAAUUUCCACUCAGGAGUAGAUGUAACACGCAUCUCUCCUCCUCCUGUUGCUGAAAGUUCUGACAAGCUGUGGAGGGUGGAAGCAACUGAUGGUCGUGCAGUAUUUAAUUACAAAUGCAGGACAGUGGUCCUGGCAACUGGAGCACAUGAUGUACCUAAUCAAUUGGGAGUGCCUGGUGAAGACAGCUUGCGAUGGGUUUUCCAUGAUGCCGCCUCCUUGGAGCGAGCUCUUGACUGUCCUGGUAUGAUAGGCACUGGCGUAAACCCUGUGCUUAUCGUAGGUGCAGGGUUGAGUGCUGCUGAUGCUGUCAUAGCUGCCCGCUUCCGUUCUCUUCCAGUCCUACACGUGUUUCGGAGGCGUCUUGAUGCACCGCUGUUUGAUCAUGUGCUGCCUGAGAAUGUUUAUCCUGAGUACCAUAAGGUACGUCAAAUGAUGGCUGAUGGAGGUCACUGUUACCCAAGGUACCAGGCUCUGGCAGAUGCUGCUGUAUUGGAGUUCUCUGAGGAAGGGACAGGUUCACAGGCUGUUCGAUCAGUGCUUAUUCGUGGAGCGGACGGGAAAAGAGAGCGAGUCCAAGUGUGUGCUGCUGCUAUCCUGACUGGUGCUAGGCCUAAUCUCUCAUUUAUUCCUGAAGAGCUUGUGGCACAACUUACAUGUAAUUCAGCAAAGCCAGUGGAUCCACGUCGUAAUCCAAUUGCUGUGGAUCCUUACACUCACAAAGUGCUCCAUGCUCCUGCAGGUCUUUACGCUUUAGGACCUCUUGUCGGUGACACCUUUGUGCGAUUUGCUGCUGCUGGAGCCCAUGCUGUUGCUGCAUCUCUGCUUGGUGACCUUACGUAACCAACAUAAGGGAUGAAACUUGGUUGACUUUCUUAUUGUGCUAUGAAAACACCAACAGCUGGGUAACUUGCCAGCUACUACAGUGGCAUCUGUGGAUCGCUGUAUAUAAAUUCAACAUGUCUGUGAUAUUAUUUUAUUAAUUUCCUGUUGUGUAUAAACUGAUCCUUGAUGUGACAAUGGUAUUCUGAUCAGAUACUGAAUGAUUUUGUAAAUAUGUGUGUAGGAUAUAGUUUUUCAUAUUGUCAGUCCUAUGUUUACUGACUCUAAUAUUGAGUCCAAAAUCAGUAUAUUAAUGCAGCAAGCUGUAUUGGUGGGUGCUAUUUUUAUGUUCCAUGAUGCAUUGAUGUCUAUUUAUUUAUUUUCAUAUCAUUUUUAAAAUAUAUAAGCAGAAUUUUAUUUA
Molecule: messenger RNA, 2120 nt
Organism: Schistocerca serialis cubense
Lineage: Eukaryota; Metazoa; Arthropoda; Insecta; Orthoptera; Acrididae
Product: oxidative stress-induced growth inhibitor 1-like
Exons: 6
Coding region: 335-1720 (461 amino acids)
Source: RefSeq, a predicted model, not a curated record